Messenger RNA from Hyalella azteca, 5021 nucleotides. RefSeq names its product serine/threonine-protein kinase OSR1 (gene fray). The transcript has 14 exons. Gene Ontology annotation, biological process: protein phosphorylation. Gene Ontology annotation, molecular function: protein serine/threonine kinase activator activity; protein serine/threonine kinase activity; ATP binding. The record is from RefSeq and is a predicted model, not a curated record. Lineage: Eukaryota; Metazoa; Arthropoda; Malacostraca; Amphipoda; Hyalellidae. Bases 59 to 2035 code for a protein of 658 amino acids.
UCUGUUUACACAUAUAAUUCCUUAAAAAAGUAUCUCAAUAAAUUAUCUAUCCGCAAAAAUGUCCACUUUAAACAAUAGACAACGAACGUCAUAUGCCGAUAUUCCGCGCUUAGCUGCUUUGAAAGAAACUCGUCCGGAACGUAGACAUUCACUGGCCGCCGCAAUCGAAGGCGCAGACAACAACAUCCGCCAAAAUGUUCUCCGCCGUCGAGCCUCAGCUGAUAAGACUUCAACUGCCUCGCAGAUCUAUCAAGCGGUUGCCCGGCGAAUCACUCCGGGGCUUCUGCCACCGGGCUCUCCCGGCACGUACAGACGGAAAAGCAGCACUGCAGAGUUGACUGCGGCUUUAGCUUUGUUGGGAAGAUCAAAAGAUACCAAAAUGGCUGAAGCAGACAAACCUUGGCCAAAUGUGAAGGAUGAUUACGAAAUUAAGGAUCUUAUUGGUGUCGGAGCAACAGCUUAUGUCCACAAGGCUCUAUGUAUUCCCCGCAAUGAGAUGUGUGCCAUCAAGAAGAUAAAUCUGGAGAAAUGGAACACAUCAAUGGAAGAACUUCUUAAAGAAAUCCAGGCAAUGUCACUGUGUCACCAUGAAAAUGUGGUGACGUACUACACAUCCUUUGUGGUGCAGGAUGAGCUCUGGCUCAUUCUCAAGCUCCUUGGAGGUGGUUCAUUACUGGACAUCAUCAAGCACAGAGCCAAGUCUCCAGAUGCCAAACACGGAGUGAUCGAUGAGGUUGUCAUUGCCACAGUCUUGAAAGAAGUUCUCAAGGGGUUAGAAUACUUCCACAACAAUGGACAAAUUCACAGAGACAUAAAAGCUGGAAAUAUCCUGCUUGGUGAAGAUGGUGUGGUGCAGAUAGCUGACUUUGGUGUGAGUGCCUGGCUCAGCACGGGUGGUGACUUGAGUCGUGAGAAGAGCAGACACACUUUUGUCGGCACGCCCUGCUGGAUGGCUCCUGAAGUCAUGGAACAGGUUUCAGGAUACGAUUUCAAAGCGGACAUUUGGAGUUUCGGUAUCACGGCCAUCGAGAUGGUGACGGGCACGGCUCCGUAUCACAAAUACCCUCCGAUGAAGGUCCUGAUGCUCACCCUGCAGAACGAUCCACCCACCAUCGACACAAACGCUCAAGAGAAGGACCAGUAUAAGAACUACGGUCGCGGCAUCCGCAAGAUGAUCGCCGACUGCCUGCAGAAGGAUCCCACUCGCCGACCGACGGCUACAGAACUGCUCAAGCAUCAGUUCUUCAAGAAAGCCAAGGAUAAGAAGUUCUUGCAGCAGAUUCUCCUCCAGGGAGGCCCGUCUCUUGAUGAUAGAGUUUCGAAGCAGAACAGCCGAGGCCCUGGGGCGUCAGGACGGCUGCACAGAACACAGAGCGGCGACUGGGUGUGGAGUGACGACGAGACCGAGCCGCAGCAACAGCACGACGACUCAGGUUCACUGAGCAGUUGGGACAACGGAACCAAUAAUGCCUCCAAAGACGCCGAUUCCCUCAAAACGGAAUCUUCGUCUAACAAUACUAGCGGAGCCAGCACUCAGAUGUCUGGCUCCUCGAAUGGACCUUCAUCUGCUGGUGCCAGUAACGUCCUGGCUAGCUUGCCUGGUCCGCAGUACGUGGCGGCUGACCAGCUCGCUGCCCUCCACCUGCAGUCGGGUAUCUCUGCUCAGGGUGGACCACCGUCGCUGGGGGCGCACGGUGAGGCGUACAUGGCUCCUGCCGCCAACCCUGGAGGCGGGGGCGGCGAGCCCGUCGAGCUCGUCCUGCGAGUUCGGAAUCAACGUCGGGAGCUGAACGACAUCAGGUUCGAGUACUGCGUGGGCCGCGACACGAGUACGGGCGUCGCCUCUGAACUUGUGGCUGCGGGCCUCGUGGACGGGCGAGAUCUUGUAUGCAUCGCCGCCUCUCUCGAGAGAAUAAUGGAAAAGCCGUCUGUAGGCACGAGUGAGACGUUCGCACUCAGCUCGGGCUGUCCGCCGACCGAAGUGCCGGACGAGUACUCCCUGAUAGGCUUCGCACAGCUUACUAUUACAGACUAAUAAAUUGAUGUAAGGUUAAUCAUUAAUGUAUUUAGUUUUUAUCGUUUAGAUACAGAGCCGCCUGCGAGGGUUAGUUAUUGUGAUCAAUAGAAUGCAAGAAUCUUCUUAAGUCCUAAAGAGCGAGUCUUAAUCCCUUAGGAUCCGAGGCCUGGUUACUAGAAACUAUUAGCCGUUAAUAUGCACCGAUUUCGAUUGGUAUUCCUUUUCAAAGACUGCUUAGCAUUUUAACACUUGCAUGUAAAUUUCAGUAAAAGCCGUCCUAUAGCGACUGGCGUGCAUUGAUGAUGGCUUUACUGUUACGUUCUAUGUAUUUAACUGGAAUUUCAACUCUGGACUUUGAAAGCGUGGGUUUUGUUCGUUAACUCUGUAUCGACACGCAAGUAUUCAUAUCAUUAGGAGUUGCAUGCACCGCGCCAAGAAAGCUUAGUAUAUAACCUGUUCACUGAACCUCGCUUUAUCUGCCAAAUACAUUCUAUAACGAGUUAGAUUUUUGCGCCUUAUAUGAGAGGGAUCUGGUCAGGCUUUGACGGUGAAUGGCAAACUCGGAUUGUUAAAUUUUUUCUUAUAGGGUUGGAAAUAGUCGAUUAUUUCAUCUGAAGUAGAUAUGAAUCAGUAACCUAUUCCAGUUUCCGAAAUUUUCUGAUAUAUAUUCAUUUAAUUCGAUAUCUUGCAGAUGUGUAGUUUGAGUACAACCGAACACGCAUUACUACAAUUAAAUCCUCGUUUUUUCAUGUAAAACUAAAAAAUACGAUUAAGACAUGACGCAUACAAAUUUUCAAAAUCAUUAAUCUGCACAGGAAGUGCAUUCCUCUUCUAAUUGUUUAUUAUUUAGCUCAGUUAUCGUGCAUGAAAGGCAAGUUUAUUCGAAGAGUCUCUUCCUCUGUGCACACCUCUCGAUGAGUUGGUAGAAUUGAUACCAGGUAGCCGCACGUUGAUUUCUCCUGUGCUUAAAGCGAUGAAUAUUUGUGAUGCAGUCGUCAUGGCUAUGAAUAAUAUUAAUAAGGAAUCCCGAUAUAAUGCUGUGAUUAUCACGAAUCAUUACUUCUAUUCCCUAGUGCACGAAAGGGACUCUGAUGUCUCUAUAUUUGCCGUAGUGAAAUGAUUGCAUCACUCGUCUUUGUGCCUCUAUUGGAUAUGUAGUAUAGGUGGUUGUAGGACGCAUCUCUUAGUCAGCGGUAGAAGUAAUAUGAGCGUUCCGAAUGAUGGUUGGAUUUGUAAAUAUUUCUUUUAGUUUUAGUGCCGUGCCUGUAUAUUUUAGCGUUAUUCAUUAAGUGUUCUAUUUUAAAUAGAAUUAGUGCUCACUACCAUACUUAAUAUCUAUCUGAUCGCUGUACUUCCGUGCCAUGUUUUGUUUUCUUGCACAGCAACAUCCCUCCGUAAUUUCUUACACCAAUGCAUUAACGUUAUAACUCUUCAGAGCUUUCCUAUUUAAAUGAUCAGCUGAUUCGCGCAGUAGGGUAACUAUUAUCGGAAUUUCCUAAAAAACACCUGUGACUUUAACUUUUCGCUUUUUCCCCGUUCUCAUAUACUACGACGCUGGUAUGGCACGCCUGCUGUUUCGAUUUCAGAAUCUUCCAUUUGCUCGUGGAAAUUCAACAUUAAGGGUAGAAUUUAUCUCUCGAAUAGACGAGUUGAGAGCUUUAAGUGAGUAUUUUCUGUAUUAUAAUUCGUAACGCUCUCUGUGAAUGACUAGUACCUCAAAAUUACUGCAUUCGUGAAAGUCAAAAAUUUCAAUAGGCAUGAUAAAUGGCCUCAGUUUGAUGCUGUGCGCCUUUCCACUCGAAUUUUAAGCAGCCAUUUUUGGUGUCGAUUUUUGUUUGUGGCGAGCCUAUAAAAAUUGAAGCACGUUUUGGGUGCAGUGUGUUCAUUCGUGCACAGUCUUCUGCCUACAUAACUGACAGGGAAAUUGAACUAAAAUUAAAUCGAUUUAAAAAAUAUUGUUUCGAUAUGUAUGAACUGCAUAUCAGAGCCGCCUUUCUUCUUAAGCCUGUACUUUAAUUUUCAGCUCUAUGCCAAGAAUAUUUUCUGUUUCUUGCAUUGUCAUUUCAGUUAUCACCGUAAAAUUUAAGUCAAUUUACAUACGACUACAACUACAGGUUCUUCCUGAUACGAGAGAUUGGCACUUAUUUUAUUUUGUAAUCGUACUUAGAUACGUUUAUUAUUGUGUGCUGCAAGGCUUUAGCUUCCUCAGUCAUGUUUGCUCAUCCUUCAUGGAUAUUAAGGUUUUUUAAUGUCUAAAUUAUGAGGUAUGUAAACAUCAUUAGAUAUCAAAAGAGGCAAUGUAGUGUUUAGAUCCGCAAUGACGCUGGGCAGUAGGAACAUGAAUGAAUUUGUUCCCAGCUAAAUUUAAUUAGUUCAGAAGAACGUAAAUGAAAACUUCUUUUUAGCACACUUGGUUAAAUGGUAACUGCGUGAAGACGUGUUUAAGGUUCAAACGGACGAGAAUUUUCCAUGUCCUAAGUGCUAUGUUAACUCUAUUAUAAAUGUAUUGUCUUCCUUCAGCAGUAACUUAAUCUUAUGUCGUGUUAAAACGUUUAAAAUAUUUAAUAAACAGACUAAUUCGAAAGUCAUUUUUCGAAAUGGUAAGCAGGUUUUAAGACCAUUUUCACCAUCUGAAUGCUUCUUGUUGAUUCUGGCCCGGUAACGUCCCUGAAUCCUGGAUUGAAUGUUUACUAUUUAAUUAUUAGAAGGCGUCUUGUGAAAGUUUGAGAUUGAUUCGGGAUGAGAUGAAGCGGUAAAUGUAUAGACUCUUAAAUUAUUACAAAUUCAUAACAAAAUUUAAUUGGUAAAGUAUCUAACGUCAACUUUUUUCGAUGUGCAACUCAAACUAAGAAAACUUGUCGUUUCUUGCAAUCUGAGCCGACGCAUAUUUCAUACUGCGAAGACAAAAGUAAAUGAAUUACUGUGUCUGUGGCAUCCAUCUCUAAAUUUAUUUACUGUGUGCUCUGUGGCGUAGUCAGUAUAUGAAUACAUAGAUCCGAAACAG